CAACUAAUUGGACGGCCUUUUUUUGUCGUAAACCAGCGAUUCUUGUGUUGGAACUAACACGCACACACACACACACACACACGUUCCUUUUAGCUCGGUCUGAAUUAGACUGCAGGUAGAACUUUGGGAGACUCGUUGAAAAAGUUGCGCGUUAGAAUGGCUCUCAGGCUGCUCAUCCUCUUCUCUUUGUGCUGUGUGACACUCAGUCAAGAGACCAAAGAUCCAAUCUCACUGGAGGACUGCUGUAAGGAUGGUAAAGAAAAGGCUGAAACGUUAAAGGACUGCAGCAUCAUCCCGCUCAUUUCAGAAUCGGCUACCUGCAGGAUAGCCCAGGAACAAUGCUGUGCAGCAUUUCUGGAGGAUAACACCUGUAAUACUGGUAUCAAUAUGGCCAAAAACCAGGGCAGCUGUGAUGCUCUUCUAUCCGUAAACACCUGUGAGACUAAAACCACUAAGGUUUGUUGCGAAUGCUGUUUACUGGGUCGUGAGGCUCAGAAACUUGGACUGAACUUUGACUUCAAACUCAGCUCUCAGUGUGGCUCGGUGUUUCAAACGUGUCGUUUGGAUAAAUCAGCACAGGGUGACAGCAACUCCACACAGGUUCUAGAAGGCAAUCACUUUGCUGAGGCACAAGUUCCAAGUAAUCUGUGCAGAGUCGGACCUGGGAACUGCGCUCACCAGUGUAUAGGAAAUAACACCUGUACCUGCUUUACUGGCUAUAAGCUGAAACCUGAUGGCAAAAACUGUGAAGACAUUAAUGAGUGUUUGCUGGGGGCUCAUCACUGCCGUCCUGGCGAGCGCUGUAUUAACACUCAGGGCUCAUUCCGCUGCCAGAGGGAGGUCAGCUGUGGUACAGGCUAUGAGCUCACUGACAGCAACAUGUGCAAAGAUAUUGAUGAGUGUGAGACAGGCACUCAUAACUGUCCUAUGGAGUUUGAGUGCCAGAACACGGCAGGGUCAUUCCGCUGUCGGCCCAAGGUGCAAUGUCCCGUCGGAUACAUACAAGAUGCUCUGGGCAGCUGCAUUGAUAUUAAUGAGUGUUUGAGUGUGACAGCACCAUGUCCAACUGGCCAGGUGUGUUUGAACACUGUUGGCUCAUACACAUGCCAAAGGAACUCUGUAACCUGUGGUCGUGGCUACCACCUUAAUGCUGAAGGCACACGUUGUGUGGAUAUUGAUGAGUGUGCUGGUAUGGAAGAUGUGUGUGCUGGUCAUAGCUGUGUUAACCUUGUGGGCUCUUACCGCUGCGAAUGCAGAACUGGCUUUAACUUUAAUAGCAUCGGAAGAGUCUGUGAAGAUAUCAAUGAAUGCCGGCACUAUCCUGGUCGUCUGUGUGCACAUAAAUGUGACAAUAUUCUGGGGUCCUACAAGUGCAGCUGCACCACUGGGUUCAAGUUAGCCAGUGAUGGAAGGAACUGUGAUGAUGUGAAUGAAUGUGAGAGCAGUCCUUGCAGUCAAGAGUGUGCCAAUGUUUACGGCUCUUACCAGUGCUACUGCCGCCGAGGCUACCAACUAAGUGAUGUGGAUGGAUCUACAUGCGAAGAUAUUGAUGAGUGUGCUUUGCCCACUGGAGGGCACAUAUGUUCCUACCGUUGCCACAAUACACCAGGCAGCUUCCACUGCACAUGCCCCAUUAAAGGAUACACACUUGCCGCUAAUGGACGCAGCUGCCAGGACAUUGAUGAGUGUGUGACAGGGACUCACACUUGUUCUGGUACCGAGAGUUGCUUUAACGUUCAAGGAGGAUUCAGAUGCCUGAAUUUCGAUUGUCCUUCCAACUACAGGCGAUCAAGUGAAACCAGACCGAGGGUCGAUCGCUCUGACAUCAUCCGUUGUAUAAAGUCUUGUCAACCCAAUGAUAUCACGUGUGUUCUGGACCCUGUACACUCUGUCUCCCACACUGUCAUCUCUUUGCCAACUUUUAGAGAGUUCACCAAACCAGAAGAAAUUGUUUUCCUGAGAUCCAUAACCCCAUCCCACUAUCCACAUGUGGAUACACCAGAGAUCGUCUAUGACAUUCAAGAGGGAAACGUCCAGAACUCGUUUGACAUCAUUAAACGUUUUGAGCAUGGCAUGGUUGUGGGUGUUGUCAGACAGGUGAAGCCCCUGAUUGGUCCUUUGAGCACAGUUCUGAAGCUAGCCAUGAAUUACGUCACAAAUGGAGUCAUCUCUCACCGGAACAUCAUCAACGUUCACAUAUAUGUCUCUGAAUUCUGGUUUUAAAUUGACCACACCUAGCCAUCAUUUAAAUGUCUGUUUUUGAGCCUUAAAUAUGCACUCUAAAAUUGUCAAAAUGUUUGCAUGCCAUAAGAUAAUCCAGAGUAUAAUAGGAAAUAAAAAUUAUUUUGAUCAUCUAGUUUAGACUACUCAUGAAGCAGCAUAACAUAUCUAUAUAUGUCAUAAACAAUAUCAUUAGAGUCACAUGGACUAGAUCUGACAUUAUGUAGCUAAUUACACCAUCAUCAAACAUCCUCAAACAUAUGUUGGAUUAUCCUGAUGAAAAGAAAAAGCAAAAGAGGAAAGAGGAACUCUAUACACUAAAUAGUCUACAUUGUUUAUAGAUUAUCUACUAAACAUUCACAGAUUCACAUGGUCACAGAUUUUUUAUAAAAUAGUCCUACACAGACUGCAAAUCAUCUAUUAGAACUAUUCUAACAUAAAGAAGGAAUUUGCUCCAUUGCUAUUUUUACUAUUUUUAAAUGUAUUUUUCUCGUUAUGAUGAAUUAUCUCAUUCACACAGAGGGCUUAAUUUAACAUAGCCAAUUCACUAACUGCCGGGGAAACCAGAGCGUAUGUACAUGGACAUUAGAAGAGAAUGUGAAACUCCAAACAGAUCCAAAGCUCAGGAUCAAAUCAUCAUACUAUAAUAAUAAUAAUAAUAAUAAUAAUAAUAAUAUGAGGAACAUUCACGUCAAACCAAGAUUUUGAAGUGCAGAAUAACCGAACACAGUUAUGAAAGUAAAAAACUCUCUUUAUUUCUGUAUAUAAUCCUCUUAUACACUAAUGCGCUUAUCCUAGUGUUUCACUAGUGCUUGGAUACCAUCAAGCCAGAAAGUCUCAGUAAGCUAGAGCCAUAAUCAGACUGCCUGCUUCAUGUCUAAAAUGCUGGCUCCCCAGGAACUCCUUUAAUGGCCCAAACAUGUGGAAGUUACUUCCACACAGAAAUGCUCACAGGAAUGACUGCAGUGAGCUCCAAGCCACCACAGCCAGGCUAGUCAUUCAUAAUUUAUUCUUUAAAAUGUUUGCACCAUGAAUUUUUUCUAGUGCAUCUUUAAGUCUCAUUGGCCUACUGUGCUUGAAUUCUUCUGUAAAUGUCAAUUAGUUUUACACCUUUAUUCACAAGAUCAUUACAAGUCCUGGUUUGAUUUUAAUUUCUUUUAAUAAUUGUGGUUAUUAUUAUUAUUAUUAUUAUUAUGUUUUAUUUUCCAUCUGUUUUAGGAAAUUAGACUAAAUCUCUGGGAGGAAAUGUAAUUAUUAUAUAUAUUUUUUUAAAUGCAAGUUGACCCAUGAUUGUAUGAACAACUAGCUGACUAUUCAUUUACUAACUGUACACUUCUGUAUACAACAGUUCAUUUAAUUUUGAAAACGUAUCAUUAAAAUCGUUAUUUCAAGUUGUUUCCUAAAAUAUUCCUAAGUUAAAUAAGUUAAGUUGUCUAAAAACAUGUAUUAAAAAAAAAAAAAAAAAAAAAAAAGAUUUCCUGGUAAAAAUGAGUAGUUCAAUUAUUACACAGGGUAACAAUUUGACCAUAAUUUUGUUAGGUUGUUUCAAAUAUUUACUAAUUCAAACGUUCCAUGUAACAUGGCUUGCUUUUCUGCAUAAAUAAAAGUCCUCUGUUUUUUCUCA
Messenger RNA from Clarias gariepinus (North African catfish), 3844 nucleotides. RefSeq names its product fibulin 1 (gene fbln1). The transcript is spliced from 17 exons. Gene Ontology annotation, cellular component: extracellular region. NCBI's taxonomy places the organism in Eukaryota, Metazoa, Chordata, Actinopteri, Siluriformes, Clariidae. Gene Ontology annotation, molecular function: calcium ion binding; peptidase activator activity. The coding region runs from base 157 to 2223 and encodes 688 amino acids. The record is from RefSeq and is a predicted model, not a curated record. Gene Ontology annotation, biological process: extracellular matrix organization.